Messenger RNA from Puccinia graminis f. sp. tritici CRL 75-36-700-3, 258 nucleotides. RefSeq lists its product as uncharacterized. The transcript has a single exon. NCBI's taxonomy places the organism in Eukaryota, Fungi, Basidiomycota, Pucciniomycetes, Pucciniales, Pucciniaceae. Bases 1 to 258 code for a protein of 85 amino acids. The record is from RefSeq and is a predicted model, not a curated record.
AUGGCUGCGCUGGGAUCGGGAGACGUCCCGAGCCCCGGAGUUGCGGCAUCAUACGAUCAUGAGCUAUUUAUGUUGGGGACAAAUUGGGCAGGCUCUCUGAACCUGACGUUCCGAGUUUCGAUCGGAUCGGCUCAUCAGUUCUCAUGCCGGCCUGUCGUUGCGCCUGAGGGCCUGAGAUGUAGUAGCAAUGCUUCUGAGGAAAAACUGCUGUCCAGCAGUAGGAUGAACAAACAAGUCCUACCAUGCUUGGUAAAAUAA